This is a messenger RNA of Acanthosepion pharaonis, 840 nucleotides long. NCBI's taxonomy places the organism in Eukaryota, Metazoa, Mollusca, Cephalopoda, Sepiida, Sepiidae. The record is from the annotation of a GenBank genome assembly.
AUGAUUUUUCUUUUUCAUUUUCUUUUCUCCUCUUUCUUUUCUCUUUUUCCUUGCUUUUUCCUUUUCCUAUUGUCUUUUUCUUUUAUUUCUUUUCUUUCUUUUCUCUUCUUUUUCUUUUUCAUUUUCGUUCAUUUUAUCUUCUUUCAUCUUCUUUCUUUUCUCUUAUUUUUCUUUGAUUUUUUCUUUUUCUUUUCUCUUCUUCUUUAUUUUUCUCUUAUUUUUCCUUGUCUUUUUCCCUUCUUCUUCUUCCAUCUCUUUUCUUUUCGCUUCUAUUUCUUUUUCGUUUCUUUUUCUUCUUUCUUCUUCUUUUUUUCCCUUUCCUUUCACUUCUAUCAUUCUCCUUUUACCUUCUCUACUCUUUCUUUUCUUUUUCCUUUCCUUUUCCUUUUAUCAUUCCAUUUUUCUUUAUCGUCUCUCCUUCCUUUUCUCUUCUUUUUCUUUUUCGUUUAUUUUAUCUUCUUUCAUCUUCUUUCUUUUCUCUUCUUUUUUUUUGAAUUUUCUCUUUUUCUUCUCUCCUCAUCUUUCUUUUCUCUUCUUUUCCUAUUCCUUUUUUCUUUCCUCUUCUUUCUUUUCUCCUCUUUUUCUUUUACUUUUCCCUUUUCUUAUGUUCUCUUCUUUUUCUUUUCGAUUUUCCUUUUUCUUCUCUCUUCUUUCUUUCUUUCUUUUUUUCUUCCUAUUUCUCUUUUAUUCCUCUUCAUCUCUCUCAACAUCAUCUCUUUUCUUCCAUCUUUCUUUCUUUCUUUCUUUCUUUUCUUCCCCUUUUUUUUAAUCUUUUCUUUCUCUCCAAUCGCAUCCACUUCAGGUGCACUGUUCUCAGAAAUAACUGCCAUUCCAUUUUGA